UCAGCAAGAUCAAUGGACACCUGAGUGGCUAAGGCAGCAGAUUCUGCAGGAGGACUUCCGCAGACGCCAUAUGGGAGGCGGUGCUGCCACUAAGACUGCUGAGGGGUAUGGAGCUGCAGGGCGCGGCAAAGGAAGAGGGGGUUGGAGAGGCCGAGGCUGUGGGAGAAGCUUUGGCAGAGGUAGAGGCCGAGGUGACUAUAAUGAGGGGCAUGGGAGCUCCAGUGGCAGGGGGAGUACCAGAAUGGAGGGCACCUGCUGGUACUGCAAGAAGGUCGGGCAUCCUUGGUUCAAGUGCUUCAGCAGGCCGGAGGGAUGGUCACCUCCAGGCAUGAAGCCGCCAAGUGGUGAACGCGCACAAGGUGGCGCUGUGCAAGGCUCAGGUGCACAAGGUGAAGGUGCACAAGGUAACGCCUAUCCUGGGAUGUAUCUUAUGGUUGAGGAUGUGCAUGGGCAUGAGGGUGAUGUGGGAUCAGUGGGAAAGGUUGUGAUGCACCCUCUCACACACUGGGUGAUUGAUUCAGGGUGCACCAGUCACAUGACCCCACGGGCAGAUUUGCUUGAUGAGGUAAAACCCCCUGGGAAGAUCAAGUAUGUGGCAGCAGCGUCAGGUGCUUUGCUCCCUGUGAUUGGUGUUGGGAAUGCCAAGGUUAAGGGAGCUAAUGGGGAGCUUGUGGGGCUUGGGAAUGUUCUGCUAGUUGAAGGUUUGUCUGCUAACCUUCUCUCUGUGCGGCGACUGCAGAAGAGCAAGGCCGAAGUGACCUUUGGACCAACCAGCUGCCGUGCUAAGCUUGGGAAGAAGGUGCUGUGGAGUCUGGAAGAGGAGACCAGCUGCAUCAAGGACCUGUGGCAGCUGCCCAUCAUCCCUUGGAAUGGGAAGACUCCAACAGCAGCAACGGCAGCAGCGGCAAAGGCAACAGCAGGAGGAGAUGCAACUGCACCAACUGAUGGGGUCCUGGAAGCAGUCAAGAAAGUGCAGAAGCAGCAGACACAUGAAGUUGGUGAAGAAUGGGAGCCUGAAGGGCUUGGAGGUGAAAGGGGAGUGAAGGAGAUUGGGAGCUGUCCUACAUGCUUGGAGACCAAGUUCUCCAAGUUCCCCUUCAACAGUGCAACAGGACCAGCCAAGACCCCACUUGCACUUGUGCACAUGGAUGUGGUGGGGCCCACAAGAGCCCCUUCCCUCUCAGGCAGCCGCUAUUUCUUGACAAUUGUGGAUGACCACACUCGGGCAGUGUGGGUUUACCCUUUGAACAACAAGGGGGAGGUGGCAGCGGCUGUCCUUAAGGAGUGGAUGCCUAGAGCUCAGAGGGAAUGCGGACACAAGGUGAAGGUGAUCCGCAGUGACAAUGGUGGGGAGUUCAUUGGAGCUGAUUUUGAGGGGGAGUUGAAGAGGAAGGGGAUCCAGCAUCAACUGACAGUGCCCUACAACCCACAGCAGAAUGGCGUGGCUGAGAGGUUCAACAGGACCCUGCAGGAGGGGGCACGCACUCUCCUUGGGCGUGCAGGGCUGCCUGAUCCGUUUUGGGUGUCUGCACUGAGGCAGGUCGCCCUUGUGAAGAACAGGGUGCUGGCUACAGUUGGAGAUAAGGAGUGGAUCCCAUAUAUCAAGUGGUAUGGGAGUGCUCCAGCUGUGAACAUGCUGAGGGCAUUUGGGUGCAUGGUAGAGAAGCCGACAGUUGUGUUUUGUGACAAUGAGUCCGCUGUGAAGCUCGCCAAGAAUGCUUGUCUGCAUGGGCUGACAAAACACAUAAGGCCUAAGUGGCAUUGGGUGAGAAGACUCCUUGAUAAGGAGGUGCGGCUGGAGAUAGUGAAGACCCAUCAGCAGGCAGCAGAUAUUUUCACUAAGCGUCUGGCGGAGGCGGAUCAUUGGAAGGGCAUGAAGCUUGCUGGGAUGAGUGUGCAUUGAGUAUGCAUGCUUGAGAUGUUGGUAUGGUGGGUGAUGGUUGGCAGCCAGAGGGGGAGAUUGUUGUGUGAUGUCAUCAUAUGUUAUCACAUUCUGUCUGCCUCCCAUCCCUUGUUUCAAUUCGCACGUAUGGUGUGACUGUGUGUGAAAGAAUUUGUGUGGUGUGUGUUCUGGAGUUUGGGAAUGUGUUUUGUGUUAUUUUGUUUGAGCAGGUAUUUGUGAUGAUAGAUCUUGAGAAGAUCUUUCCGACACAACAAGAAUCGCUUCAAUCGGAGCAAGAACGCGAAAGCUAUGAAGAUUCAAAGUUCAUGAGCUUGCGUUACAAUUGCGGCGGUUACAAAGUGAAGUUGUGGGGUGACUCAAUAUGGAGUUGGGACCUUUGGGGUUGGGAAAUUCGUCACUCUACUGUAACAGCUGCAAAUUGGUUGGGAACAACCAAGCUAGGUUGGCAAGGGUGGCCAACUUGGAUGGAUUGGUUGGGAAGGGACAAAUGUCAAAGUUGGGGUUCCUAUAGGGGGGGAAUCUUUGUGCUUAUGGGGUUUCCUUGGUUGGGGACUCUCUUGGGACCUUCCCUCUCAUCCCUCUCUUCCAUCCCAACCUUUUUCUUGCUCCUCUAAUUUUCCUUGUGAGAUUCUUGAGCUUUGAUUGAACUUUUGAGAUUGAGUUAAGUUCUCCUCCUACAGCUUACCCCUCAGUGCGUCGAAAGACAUAGCGUCGCGAAUACUUCAUCAAUCGACGUGAUUCAAAUUGAGAACGGUAGCUAAGAUUGAGAGCUACAACAUAUCCGAGUUUCGCGAUAUUCCAACAGUUAUUUUUGU
Closterium sp. NIES-67 is the source of this 2718-nucleotide messenger RNA. The record is from the annotation of a GenBank genome assembly. Lineage: Eukaryota; Viridiplantae; Streptophyta; Zygnematophyceae; Desmidiales; Closteriaceae.